GUUAUCGAGUGGAGAUGGCUGGAGUAUCGUCUGUUUAUAUUAUUUUAUUUAAUAUAAUAUUAUUUGUUAUUCAACACGAGACAAAGACUAUCCAAUACUUUAGUACCGAGCGGCCCAGUGUAUAUUUUUUAGAUACCCAGCAUAUUGAGUAUUUCAAUAUCUCGUCCCGGCGGCACGGUCGAAAUGAUCCGUUCUAUUACGUCGACAUUCAUUUAUGUUUGCACGUCGCCUGGGGAAACAAUUAUACUGUUAGCUUCUAUUUCUACGAGUUUCUGACCAACCAGUACAAGCGUGGUUUUAUCGAAAUGCACACCAAAGUAUGUGAUUUGAUCCAUAAAAAUAAUUUCUUUGGCGCUCCAAUGAGGAAGUAUUUCCCAUCAGAAUGUCCCAUUCCUGGGGGCGCCUACCAUCUGUACAACAUGACCAUUCCCAUAGAACAAGUGCCGAGGGGUUUCCCAUUCACCAAAGGGCUAUUUUUCAUCGCAUAUUUACAUUUCUUGAUUAACUGGGGCAAAUGCAGUAUAGAACGAGCUUUCACUAGAUGA
Messenger RNA from Galleria mellonella (greater wax moth), 545 nucleotides. RefSeq lists its product as uncharacterized. The transcript is spliced from 5 exons. The coding region runs from base 15 to 545 and encodes 176 amino acids. Lineage: Eukaryota; Metazoa; Arthropoda; Insecta; Lepidoptera; Pyralidae. The record is from RefSeq and is a predicted model, not a curated record.